AUGAGCACGCUGAGCCAGGACAAAUGGAUUGGGCUGAUGCUCGCCAUCAGCUCGAGUGCCGCUAUCGGCACGAGCUUUAUCAUCACAAAAAAAGGGCUGAUGGACGCGGCUGAUCACAGCGCAGGCCUCGCGUCCGACCAGCUGAGCUACCUACAGAACCCGAUCUGGUGGGCGGGCAUGGCGACGAUGGUCGUCGGCGAAGUCGCCAACUUUAUUGCGUAUACAUUUGCGCCGCCAAUCCUCGUGACGCCGCUGGGGGCGCUGAGUGUGCUGAUCGGCGCGGUGCUCGCCUCGUUCAUACUCAAGGAGCGCCUGGGGCAGCUGGGGCAGAUUGGCUGUGCACUGUGCCUGAUCGGCACCGUGGUCAUCGUGGUGAAUGCGCCGGAAGACCGCGACAUACAGACCGUGGACGAGAUCCUGGCGUAUGCAAUGCACUGGCCGUUCCUCUUCUACUGCCUGUUUGUCGGCGUCUUUUCCACCGUGAUGAUCUGGAAGGUGGUGCCAGUGUACGGCAAGCGCACGCCGCUCGUCUACCUCUCCAUCUGCUCGCUCGUCGGCUCGAUCUCGGUGAUGAGCGUCAAGGCAUUCGGCGUCGCGCUUAAGCUCACGUUCAACGGAAACAACCAGCUGACGCACAUCUCGACCUACUGCUUCGGCCUGACAGUCGUGCUAUGCAUCAUGAUCCAGAUGAACUACUUCAACCGCGCACUCGACCAGUUCGAGACGAACGUUGUGAAUCCGAUCUACUACGUCAUGUUCACCACAUCGACCAUCUUUGCCUCGGUCCUCCUCUUUCAGGGGUUCAACACGGGCGGCGCAGCUGCAGUAUCGCUCCUUGGCGGAUUCCUCACGACCUUCCUUGGCGUCUACCUCUUGAACCUCACCAAAAGCCACAAUACAGACGGCCCACGGCCCUCGCGACUGAGCACCCACGAGCGCGGCCGCUCGUUUAGCGGGGUACGGCGCCCGAGCCAAGAGCGACUCAACGACUCGUUCGAACUCGCACCAAACGUCGAGUCGCACCACUCCCAGCCUUUUGUCCUCGACCAGGACGAGGGGGAGGCCCUGCCGCGCUUCCACGACAUACCCCGCGCCGUAUAG
Molecule: messenger RNA, 1101 nt
Organism: Malassezia japonica
Lineage: Eukaryota; Fungi; Basidiomycota; Malasseziomycetes; Malasseziales; Malasseziaceae
Exons: 2
Coding region: 1-1101 (366 amino acids)
Biological process (GO): magnesium ion transport
Cellular component (GO): membrane
Molecular function (GO): magnesium ion transmembrane transporter activity
Source: RefSeq, a predicted model, not a curated record